Messenger RNA from Arabidopsis arenosa, 749 nucleotides. The record is from the annotation of a GenBank genome assembly. NCBI's taxonomy places the organism in Eukaryota, Viridiplantae, Streptophyta, Magnoliopsida, Brassicales, Brassicaceae.
CACUUACUCACAUCUAGAGAUACAAAGUUGUCUCUCUAAUCUAGCUGCUCGAUAACUCACCAAACUAUCGGAUCUCAAUGGAGAAAUCAGAUAGACGAAAGGAAGAAGAAACUUAUCUAUGGAUUCCAUUACAAUUUCUCGACCAAACUCUCAUAGCUGUCUUGAAAUGUCUUGGUCUUCUUUGCCCGACGGCGAAGAAAACGGCGUCGCCUCCUGUGAUUCUUAACCAGCCGGAGGAACAAGAGGAAGACGAUGGUGUUGCCAUGAAAGACGAUGAUGUCGUUUUGUCGUCGAGUAGAGGCAAGAAGGCCAAAGCAAAGAAAAGGGAUAAAGAAAAGCCUAGUUCAGGUCGUCCUGGCCAAACUAAUAUCUCAAUGGAGAAAUCAGAUAGACGAAGCGAAGAAGAAAGUUACCUAUGGAUUCCUCUUCAGUAUCUCGACCAAACUCUCAAAGCUAUCUUGAAAUGCCUUGGUCUUUUUCAUCAAGAUUCUCCGACAACGUCGUCUCCGGGAACUUCAAACCAGCCGGAGGAGGAAGAAGAAGAUGUUACUAUGGAAGAGGAGGAGGUCGUUGUAACGUCAAGGGGCAUUAAAAACGGCGUCGUUGUGGCGAGUAGAGCCACAAAGGUCAAGGCAAAGACAAGGGGGAAGGAGAGAGUUAGCUCAGGCCGUCCUGGCCAACAUAAUUAGCACUUUAAAUUACAUUUUUUAGUUCAAUUAUUUGGAGUCAAAUAAUGCUAAAUUUAAUAU